This is a messenger RNA of Ectocarpus sp. CCAP 1310/34, 308 nucleotides long. The record is from the annotation of a GenBank genome assembly. NCBI's taxonomy places the organism in Eukaryota, Phaeophyceae, Ectocarpales, Ectocarpaceae.
UUUUUUCAUUCUACCACGCAACGUGGUGCAGCGUGCCACGAGUUGCCUGCCGUGCAGGGGGAUCAUGUCCCUGUCCAACCCCUUAUCCCAUGGGUUCUUGAAGGACCUUGGCAUACUCUCGGAGUUGAAACAACGAGGACUGAUUCUUGACCGUCACUUCGAGACGAUAAAGGCACAUGUGAAGGCGGGCAACUCCCUUGCGAAGGAGCGAUGGGACGCAAUCGAGAACGCAUGGGGGCUGAAGCAGACGGGUGUCUUCAACGAAGAAGAGUGGAUCACGCAGAUUGAUGGAGAGGCCCAGGGUAUUA